AACCAAAGCCAAGCCCCAAAGCAGACCAGAAUGCAAGCCUGUAAACUGUUUCUCUCAUUGCUGCUGGCGAUGCACUGCACUCAAGCGCUGCUGGCUGCCUGUGUAUGCUCGGAAAAGGGUUCCGACUAUUGCCAAAGCUGCCAAGGACCGACAAUUGUGCGUCCGAAGCCCCGCUACUAUGAGCCCAGCGAUGUGAACCUCUCGCCGAUCGGUGACAAUUGCUGGUGCAGCAAGCAGCUGAUCGAACCCGCCCAACUGCCCAAGACCUGCGGAAAAACGACACCAUGCAAACCCACCUGCGCAUGCCAGCAGAGCGACGAUAGCUACAGCAGUGGCUCCAGCUCCAGUUCCAGCUAUGGCAACAUUGCCUAUGCGGCCGAGAAGGAGGAAGAUAACAGUCCGGCCGCAGAUCCCAUCAGUGUGAGCCUGGCUGCCCAGGCCGGCAAGGCCAUCAAUGUGCCCGAGGCUAAGCUGGCCUUUGGCUUUGCACAGAAGCCUGUGGAUGGUGUUCAAAAGGUACAGUUCUCCAAUGUGCCCGAGGAGAAUCUCUUCAAGCUGAAGAGCGAGGUCAUCACUCUGAAGAAGCCCAACUAUGUUGCCAAACAGGAGGAGGAAGAGGAGUACAUCGAGGAGGAGGAGCAACAGCAGUCCGAUGAUGAGCCGGCCCCCCAGUUAACCUACAAGCAGCUGGGCUACAUAACCGAGCAAUUUAAGAACCCCAAGUUCAAGAAAAUAUCCAGUUCCCGCUCGAGCUAUGGCUCCAGCAGCUAUGGCUCCAGCAGCUACGGCUCCAGCAGCUACGCCUCCAAGAGCGCCUCCAGCGAUGGCUACGGCAAGGUGGCCGGCAAGGUUUCCGUUGAUUGUGGAUUCAAGCCGGGACGCAUAACCUCCUACCGCAAUGCGAAUCGCCAGGAGCCAGAUGCUGGUAGCUGCUAUUAGGCAUAUCCUGCUCAUCCUUCCGAUUGUAAAUAUCUACUAUUUAUACUAAGGAAUGAAUGGAUGGAUGUUUGUCUGUCUGGCUUAGAGUUUAAAUAUAUUGACUUCUCACUAUUUAUGCAAAAAACAAACACAAACGUGGCUAUACAUUAAUCUA
Drosophila miranda is the source of this 1093-nucleotide messenger RNA. RefSeq lists its product as uncharacterized. The transcript is spliced from 4 exons. Lineage: Eukaryota; Metazoa; Arthropoda; Insecta; Diptera; Drosophilidae. The record is from RefSeq and is a predicted model, not a curated record. Bases 31 to 939 code for a protein of 302 amino acids.